Messenger RNA from Rotaria sp. Silwood1, 1265 nucleotides. Lineage: Eukaryota; Metazoa; Rotifera; Eurotatoria; Philodinida; Philodinidae. The record is from the annotation of a GenBank genome assembly.
AUGCUAGUAUCAGGAUCACUUGGUCAAAUCGUCAUCGAACAUAUUCAUAAUUUACCACAAAUCGACGCAAUUUUUGUAUUUUGUGGAAACAAGACAAAACAUGAACAAUGGACCAAAACGUGGUACAAAAUAAAAGGUGUUCAUACAAGCACUGCUGCUAUUGGUAAAUCAAUCAAAACGGCUGUGGAAAAAGUUGAGAAGGACUCGAUCACAACUUCCAUUAUUCUAACAAAUAACACAUUGAAUCAGAAUAGGGACUUUAUAACUCAAGAUUACAUGUACACACUUCUAUUAAAAGAAAUCCUUUUGGGAAUGAAAUAUGAUGAUAAAUCAAUCAAAGAACUCACCAAUUUCUGUCGUCAACUGUAUUCUGACAAUAAAAAUGAGCUGAAAGUAAUUGAAGAGUUUGAACAAAGAUACCGUAAUGAUCAAGCUAUUUCGUGGUAUAUUCGCGAGUCUUUUGUGUACAAAAUGAUCAACCACUCAUUACGCAUGCUAGAAUUUGAAACAAUGAUUAAGUUUGGGUUUUUCAUUCGAGACCUUCACGAACAACUUGUGCAACUUCAUUUAGAACAGUUCAAGAGCAAUCAAAAAACAUUAUUGACGUUAUUCCGUGGUCAAGGAUUACCAGUAGCAGACUUUGAAAGAUUAAGAAAUAGCAUAGGCGGAUACAUAUCCUUUAAUAAUUUUUUAUCGACAACUCCAAGACGCAAACUAUCAGUUGAAUUUGCCAGUCGUGCCGCAAAGGCAGAAUCUAUGGUGGGGACUCUAUUUGUUAUUAUCGCAGAUCCAUCGAUUCUCUCAACUCCAUUUGCAUCAAUUGAACAUUAUAGUUAUUUCCAAACUGACGAAGAAGUACUCAUUACCACACAUAGCGUCUUUCGAAUUGAAAACAUACAAAGAAUUGACAAAAACAUUCGACUAUAUCAAGUAGAUCUUAGAAUGACGAAAAAUAAUGACGGCUAUUUGAGCUUUCUAACAGAAGUAAUGCGAAAGGAAAUAUAUGGACCGACAGAACAGCAUCGAUUGGGUAAUUUCUUAAUAAAAGUAUGUGAGUUUAGCAUGGCGGAAUCUGUUUAUAUGACACUGCUAGCAGAAAAGACUAAUCAACUUGAAAAAGGCAAUCUUUAUCAUCAGCUUGGCCGAAUAAAAGAUGCAUCUGGAGAUCCCAAGGCAGCGAUUUCUUUCUAUGAAAAAUCGAUUGAUGCAUAUGAAAAUGGUGUGGGUGUGGGUGUGAGUGUUAUGGAUGUGGGUAUGGAUGUGGG